This is a messenger RNA of Penicillium angulare, 1425 nucleotides long. Its product is annotated as putative exopolyphosphatase. The coding region runs from base 1 to 1425 and encodes 474 amino acids. The record is from RefSeq and is a predicted model, not a curated record. Gene Ontology annotation, molecular function: exopolyphosphatase activity. Gene Ontology annotation, cellular component: cytoplasm. NCBI's taxonomy places the organism in Eukaryota, Fungi, Ascomycota, Eurotiomycetes, Eurotiales, Aspergillaceae. The transcript has a single exon.
AUGACACCCCUCCAAUUCCUCCGACAGGCCCGCCAAAUCCACCUCCAAUUUCUCUCUGGAACUCUUUCCGAAUCCCCCAUCUACGUAUUAGGCAACCCCUCCGCAGACCUCGACUCCAUAAUCUCCGCCAUAAUCUAUGCCUACAGCGCCAACAACCGGCUCCCACAAAAGACACCCCGCCCACACAUCCCUCUCCUAAACCUUUCCAAUGUCCCCGCAGGCCCCGAGCUAUUUCGUCUUCGACCAGAAUUCGUCACGGCUCUCUGGCUCUCAACGAACUUCCCCGCUUUAAACCCAGAUGAGCGAUUCGAGGAUUCCUACGAGUCUGCUGGGAAUCUUCUACGCGAGCAUAUCAUUACGGUCGCGGAUUUUGCGCAGGGGCUACGUGAUAGACAGACACAAACACAACAUGUAAAUGCGGACGUCACGCUAGUGGAUUGGAAUGCUUUACCAGCGACCGCCCCUGGUGCGGAAGGGAGGCGCUCCCUCGGCGCCGCGUUGAAAGGAGUAGCAUUUCGCGCCGUGGGCUGUAUUGACCACCACAUAAAUGACAAUCUCAUGCCACCAGCAGACAAACUUCCAGAUGGGCAGCCUGUCAUUAUCCAGCCAGGGCCAGGAUCAUGUGCAUCCUUGAUCACGAACGAAAUGCACUCGCGUGGCAUUUGGGCUUCUGCAGCUUCAAGCGAGGCCGCGUCAUCUAAACUUGAGGUGGCGCAGGUUUCAAAGCUGGCGCUUGCACCAAUACUUAUCGAUACGUCUAAUUUGACUGCGAAAGACAAGGUUACGGAUGUAGAUCUGCAGGCCGUGGAUGUUCUACGGCAGCUGAUUGCUAAAGCUGAUGAAAAUGAUGGGAGAAGUGAGAAGUGGAACGAGCAGGAAUUCUUUUCGAAGAUUUUUGAGGCGAAGGUUAAUAGUCUUGAUCGGUUGACUUUGCAGGAGGUUUUGGGUCGGGAUUAUAAGGAGUGGAGCGAGAGUGCGCGGUCAGGUCAGAAAUUGACUGUUGGUUUUUGUUCGGCGGUUAAGCCUAUACGGUGGAUUGUUAAGAAGGCCGGGGGCGCGAAGCAAUUUAUGGAUGGGGUACGGGAGUUUGCUUCUUCCGAGGGGAGAGAGUUGGAUGCUGUUGUUGUUAUGACGGCGUUUACGUCGGAUAAGGGCGACUUCUCUAGAGAGCUUUUUAUUAGUGCGAUGGGUGAUGGUAGACUUAUUGUGGAUGGGAUAAAUGUGUUUAUGGAUAAUGCGGAUCAGCUUCAGCUUGUGAAUUGGUCUGCUGUAGAUGGUCAGUCCGUGGAUAUUCCUGAUGAGGAAAUCAGAUCUACGCUGGAUGGAGAUGAAGGCAUCUGGAGACGAUUGUGCAUCCAGAAGGAUGUCAAGGGAAGCAGAAAACAGGUGGCUCCUCUACUACGAAGCGCAUUGCGAGAGGUAUAG